GCAUUGAUCAAGUAGUGCAUAUCUGUAAGCCAAGCUCUUCUCUCUCUCUCUCUCUAUAAUAUGAAAUUGAUCAAGGCAGUAGUCAAAAUUUUGACUCUUUUUUUUAAAAAAGCAAAACGAUACAUAUAUUCAUUUGUACAUAAGCUCUUCUUCAUGGCAGCAAUGGAAUCAAAAAACUUAAAGUAUCGCUUCCAAAGUGAAAUUCAGCAAAUGAUGUUUGUGUUUGGAGAGGUGGCAGGUCCAUUACCCGAAACCACAUUAUUGGUAGAAGACAUUGUUCGAUCCCAAGUGAUUGAAAUCCUAGUUCAGGCCGCUGCUCAGGCAACACGUCGAAACUCACGAUAUCUAAGUGCAGAAGAUCUUAUAUUUCUUAUGCGUCAUGACAGAGCCAAAGUAAAUCGUUUACGAUCUUUCUUGAGUUGGAAAGAUGUCCGCAAGAAUGCAAAGGAUGCAUCUGGGGAUCAAGUAGAUGAGAUGGUUGAAGAAGCAACAUCAGGGAAACUAUAUCGUAGUAUUAUCAAACUCCCAUGGGAGCUAGUAAACCAAUUCUUGGACGUUCUGGUCAAACCAAGUAACCCUGAAGAAGAGUCGGACGACGAAGACGAUCUAGAAGCAUACAUGGACUCGGUCCAGCGCCUGAGAGACGCAGACGAAAUCACACGAGCCAUGACACGAGAGGAAUACGUCCACUAUUCAGAAUGUCGCCAGGCUUCAUUUACAUACCGCAAAGGAAAGCGGUUCAGAGAGUGGUCAAACAUGAGUUCCUAUGUCGAUGUGCGGCCUAACGACGACAUUGUGGACAGUCUUGGAUUCCUGACAUAUGAAAUGGUCUCCAAACUGACAAGAACAGCUAUCCAGAUAAAGAAUGAUUUGUGUAGAGCAGGAAAUAGUAACAGUAGCAUUAGCAAUAGCAGUAACAGUAACAGUAGCAGUAAUAAUAGUAAUAGUAAUAAUGGGGUAAAAAAGGAUGAGCCAACAGCAGUAACUUGCCGUGAACAUGAGUCGGAAGAUUCUUCGCCUUCGUCAACCGCAAAUGAUAAUGAAGGCAUCGGGUUGUUCUUACAACCUAGCUCAGAGCCAACUCCAUUACAACCCGAACACAUUCAUGAAGCUUUCCGACGUAUGCAGCAAACGAUCCAGCCAAUGAGGAACUUUAGAGGUGGGCUGGCAAGAACCCGACUUUCUCUUAUUUAAAACAAUCCAAAUAACUAAAUAAACAUUUGUAUAAAGU
This is a messenger RNA of Phycomyces blakesleeanus NRRL 1555(-), 1231 nucleotides long. RefSeq lists its product as hypothetical. Gene Ontology annotation, biological process: transcription by RNA polymerase II. The record is from RefSeq and is a predicted model, not a curated record. Bases 61 to 1194 code for a protein of 377 amino acids. Gene Ontology annotation, molecular function: protein heterodimerization activity; transcription coregulator activity. NCBI's taxonomy places the organism in Eukaryota, Fungi, Mucoromycota, Mucoromycetes, Mucorales, Phycomycetaceae. Gene Ontology annotation, cellular component: SAGA complex. The transcript is spliced from 7 exons.